This is a messenger RNA of Lucilia cuprina (Australian sheep blowfly), 759 nucleotides long. RefSeq lists its product as uncharacterized. The transcript has a single exon. NCBI's taxonomy places the organism in Eukaryota, Metazoa, Arthropoda, Insecta, Diptera, Calliphoridae. The record is from RefSeq and is a predicted model, not a curated record. The coding region runs from base 1 to 759 and encodes 252 amino acids.
AUGUUGCCUAUUCACUCACCCUCGCGUAGUACUCUUCAGACAACUAAUAAUGACAACACACAACAACUUGAAAACUCGGACACAAAUACAAAUAUUACACAACAAAGACAGAAUCCACAAUUCAUAGAGAGGAACCCCAUAUUAACCAAUUACUCACCUCAAUCAAAUUACGAUCUGUAUGCCACUUCAGUUAAACUUCCUCAGUUUUGGACAAAUUGUCCUGAGGCCUGGUUUAUCCAUGCAGAAAUGCAAUUUACAACCAAAGGAAUAUCUUUGGACAAAACAAAAUACGAACACAUUAUUACUGCACUACCCCAAGAAGUAAUAAUGACAGUUCUGGAUAUAAUUCAGAAUCCUCCACCCAAUAAUCUUUACAAUAACUUAAAGAAGAUAUUAGUAGAUCGUCAUUCACUAAGUGAAACCUCCCGGUUAGAAAAGAUUUUGUCAGACAGUGAAAUAGGCAAUAGGAAACCCUCAGAAUUCUAUCGUUCACUGUCCCUUUUAGCUGGAAAUAGCUUUAGCCCUGACAUUUUGAAGAAAUUAUGGCUGAGAAAACUACCAAAAAGCCUUAAUGUUGCUUUAACUGGGUCAAAUCAUAAUGAUAUUAAUGAUAUGAUACAAUUAGCAGAUAGGAUAUGGGAAGUUAUGUACAAUAGUGAGGUUGCAAGCAUUAAAGAACAUACACCAACCAAUAUUGAAAAUAUUGUAGAAAAUUUAACUAAAUCCUUAUGUGACAAUAUGAAUAAAUUAUGUGUUUAA